Messenger RNA from Hibiscus syriacus, 913 nucleotides. RefSeq lists its product as uncharacterized. The transcript has 2 exons. Bases 193 to 759 code for a protein of 188 amino acids. Lineage: Eukaryota; Viridiplantae; Streptophyta; Magnoliopsida; Malvales; Malvaceae. The record is from RefSeq and is a predicted model, not a curated record.
UCUUCUUCUUCUAUUUUGUCCUUGUUCCUCCUCAUGGAAACUUGAAAAGGAAACCCUUUUCUCAGGGGAGUGGGGACCUUACUCUUUACUAGGCUCCAAAAACUCUGCAAAAAAACAGUUCUUUUAAGAACUCAUUGGAGAUUCCCAUCGUUGUUUCUUUGAAGUAGAGAGGGAAGCAACAAUAAAAGAACAAUGGACGGAGUGGAUAGGGAAAGGAGGAGGAGUUUCAAAGAGCGGCUGGGAUUUAGAGUCAUGGGCUGUUGCCGGUCCAACUGGGGAUUCCGGUCAACCACCAUAAGUCUCAGGGACGAAGAUGAGGUUGAAGACGACAUAGAAGAACCAGAACAAGAGCCAGUUCCUAAUCCGGACCCGGGUUGCGUCAACCCGGCUCCGUUUUCUUCAGGCAUGAACCUAGCUGCGGCUCUAGCAGCCGAACGACAUUUCCGGGCAUCGCAUGAACCUCAGAGGACUCCAACGAGUAAUGUGGGAUAUAGAUUGACGGGGAAGCCUCCGAGGGUGUUGUUGAUGAGGCUGUUAGAGGAGGCGGACGGCGGCGACGCGGAAGAGGAUGAGAAAGGGAGGAGCAUGGAAAUGGGGAAUGAUUCGAUGUGCUGCGUGUGCAUGGGGAGGAAGAAAGGUGCAGCGUUUAUCCCAUGUGGACACACUUUCUGCAGGGUUUGUUCGAGGGAACUGUGGCUGAAUCGAGGGUCUUGUCCCCUCUGCAACCGUUCGAUCCUCGAGAUUCUUGACAUUUUCUGAACAUCCAACGGUGCUCCUCUCUUCUUGAUGAUGCUGGUGAUGGUCAAAGGAUGAUCAAUACUGAACGUGAUGAUGAUGAUGAUGGUUGUGCCUCGAGAUCAUAAGAUGUUGGAGAGCGAGAAAGAAAAUAAAUUAAUUGUUCAAAUUUCAUAAA